This is a messenger RNA of Rotaria sp. Silwood1, 423 nucleotides long. The record is from the annotation of a GenBank genome assembly. Lineage: Eukaryota; Metazoa; Rotifera; Eurotatoria; Philodinida; Philodinidae.
AUGGCUACUACUCUUCCACCUAAUAAUCGAAGACAAGACCCUUUGUCUGUCGAACGUGAAAAACAGAGUAUGGGAGAUAAAACUAUUUUAACUGUGUAUCGAGGAACUCAAAUUCCAAAAGAAGAAUUACAAAAAUUAAAAGAAAAUAUUGGUGAAGAAGUUUUAUUCAAUGUUAAUUCUCUCUUCAAAAUUCAUUCUAUUAAUUUUGAUUCGACACUCGGUUUACGGAAAGUAGAAUUCAAUACAACUGAAGAAUAUCUUAAAUUAGCUGAAUCACAAAUACAAGACUAUAUUCCAAUCAUUUAUUUUGGCCGUCUUCUGAUGUACGAAUUGGGUCAAGUAGAUCGAGCUGAGAAUUAUUUCAAUAUGUUACUCAAAUCACUUCCAUCUGAUCAUCCUCAUAUUGCAUCAGUUUAUAAUUAA